Molecule: messenger RNA, 4716 nt
Organism: Pelobates fuscus (common spadefoot toad)
Lineage: Eukaryota; Metazoa; Chordata; Amphibia; Anura; Pelobatidae
Gene: DENND3
Product: DENN domain containing 3
Exons: 23
Coding region: 284-4108 (1274 amino acids)
Biological process (GO): regulation of Rab protein signal transduction
Cellular component (GO): cytoplasmic vesicle
Molecular function (GO): protein binding
Source: RefSeq, a predicted model, not a curated record
CGUGCCCCCACACCCUACCAGGCCUGUCCCGUGCCCCCACACCCUGCCAGGCCUGUCCCAUGCCCCCACACCAUGCCAUAUCUGCUCUGUGCCCCCUCUCUCUGUCAGGCCAGCCCUAUGCCCCCACACCCUGCCAUAUCUGCUCUGUGCCCCCACACCCUGCCAGGCCAGCCCUGUGCCUCCUUCCCGUCAUAGUGAUCUAUUACGGUCUUUAUUAGUGAUUCUCCUGGUGGCCUGCUUGUGCCCUGUUCACCCUGUUGUUUUUGUUAUACAGACUGUGGACAUGGAAGACACAGAGCUGCCCUCAGGACUGUUGGAAAUCUGUGUGGUGAUAGGAGCCAACUCAGAGAAGAUUCGAGAGAUUGACAAGGUUUUACAAAAAGGGAUAAGAAGUUUACAAGACCUUGAGCCCGAGAUCCUCUCUGUUUUUGUACCUCCUUUCGCACCAAAAGAAGAGACCCAAGUUCACAGCACCUCUCAGAAUAACUUCCACCGGGGGGCAAAGAGACGUUCCUUUAGAAAGAAGAAGGACAAGAACAAACCGGAGAAUGUCCAUAGCAAUGGUACCGACCAGAAAGACACGGAGGACAUCAGUGUGCCGAAAGACAUCGAUCUUAAUGGACUGCCCAGCCUCUGCUUUCCAGGAGGGCUACAGUUGACGUCAGAACCCAAGGAGGACCACUUCCAUUUCUUGGUGUUCACAGAUGUAUGUGGAAAUAGAACGUAUGGCGUUGUCGCUCAGUUCUGCAGAGCUGUUCAGGACGCGUUGGGUUUGUGUAACGGACAGGCGUUCUGGGAUUCCUCCACGACUGCUAAUACAAAGACCAGAAAUGUAUUUGUUCAGUUUGCUGUGUGUGUAAUAUCCAGGUACCCUUACUACAGCGCGCUGAAGGACUGCCUUUCUUGCUUAAUGAUACAAUUGAAAUGCUGUAAAGAUACAGACGUCGAUGGUCAUGUUAAGGAAUUUGCAGCAAAAUUGUCCUUGAUCCCGAAUCCACCUCCGGGACCACUAAACCUGAAGUCUUUCUUUCAGGUGUUUUGCAUGAAACCUCUUCAAAUUGUAUUUCCGUCACGAGAAGACCCAGACAGCCCUAUCAUUGAUCUGGAUCUUCACCUCCCGUUUCUCUGCUUCACCCCAAAACUAGUGUUACAGAUCAUGUCCUGCAUUCUCACCGAGCAAAGGAUUGUCUUCUUCUCAUCAGACUGGGCCUUGCUCACGCUCAUCGCCGAGUGCUUCAUGAUCUACCUGCAUCCCAUGCAGUGGCAGCACACGUUUGUACCCAUUUUAUCCCGUCAGAUGCUGGACUUCAUCAUGGCGCCCACCUCCUUUCUAAUGGGGUGCCAUUUGGAUUACUACGAGCAGGUCUGCAAGGAAGCAGAAGAUUUAAUCUUAAUUAAUAUUGAUUACGGCAGCAUUGUCUGCUCUCUAAAUGGCGAAGAAGACAUUGAAAUUCCGGAUAUUCCCGUGGAAGCCGCAGAGAACUUUAUAGCACGAGCUCAGAGUCUUCAGUUUCAUUAUGACCUCGAAAUGUCUCACCUCAGUUCCUCCGUGGACAUCGGCGAGCAACGUAUGCGCCGAAAGCUCUGGCAACAGAAUCUGAACUCAGAGGUCCAGGAAAUCGCGUUGGAGCUUAUUGUGAACAUAUUCCGAGAUGUCAAAGGCCAUCUGAACUAUGAGCACAGAGUGUUUAACAGCGAAGAAUUUCUAAAGACAAGAGCGUGCGGAGACCAUCCUUUCUAUAAAAAGGUACUAGAUACAUAUACAUUCCACUCAUUCCUUAAAGUUCGUCUAAACAAAAAGAUGGAUAUCUUUGCACGCAUGGAGCUCAGUACUUCAUCCGAAACAGAUGGACACAUGAAUUUGCUCCUUGAUAGCCCAAGAAGACGAGGCACAGACAAAAUAAAGCGCUUCCGUCCUGAAUACAUGUUCAGCAAGAAACUAGUUAUCAGCAUGCCUAAUCUACAAGAUGACACCAUGCAUGAUGUACCCAUACGCCAUUACUCACUACGAAUGCCAAGUCAGGACAAUGGUGUGAAUAUUCCAGAUAAGACCGUUUACACUUUUAAGCUGCCAGAAAUUAUGUUUCCUCUUGUGAAUCGCUGUGUCCAGAGCUACUACUCUGACUUCAACAAUUAUCUCAGCAGAGAAAUCAAUUGUCUACCUCCUGAGAACUCUGCUCUGCUUGCUCGUUACUACUACCUCCGGGGCCUUGUUUACCUGAUGCAGGGCAAACUGCUCAACGCGCUUUCAGACUUCCAGAACCUGUACAAAACAGACGUUAGGAUUUUCCCUCUUGACUUGGUCAGGAAAGUUCUCCUGAUUCUGCCACCUUCAGAACGCCAGCAGGCGGAACGCAAACCUGAGCUCAAGAGACUCUUCAGCCAAGUCUUGGAGAAAGAUAGGGACGCGGUCAGGGCAGACGAUCGGGUAAAGAAAUUUGAGUUGCCGAAGACUCACAUGCAGCUGAAUGACUUUGUCCGACGAGUUCAAGAAUCUGGUAUUGUUAAAGAUAAGGAUACGAUCCAUCGGCUGUUUGAUGCCUUAACAGUAGGUCACCAGAAACAGGUCGAUCCUGAUAUCUUCAAGCACUUCUACACUUAUUGGAAAGAAACGGAAGCAGAGGCCGAGGAUGUCAACCUCCCUUCUGUGGUUACAGAACACCUAGACAAGAAUGAAUUUGUCUACAAGCUGUCAAACUCUGUUAAAACCAAUUAUGGAGUUGGGAAGAUUGCUAUGACUCAAAAACGCCUGUUUCUCUUGUCCGAAGGUAGACCUGGCUACACCGAGAUAACAACGUUUAGGAAUAUAGACGAUGUUAAGUGCACAACUGUCUCAUUAUUUGUUUUACGGAUUCCAACUCUUCGAAUAAAAUCUUCCUCAAGAAAGGAAGUAUUUGAGGCCAACCUGAAGUCAGAGUGCGAUCUGUGGGAUCUGAUGAUUAAGGAGAUGUGGGCUGGCAGGAAAAUGGCCGAUGAUCACAAGGACCCAGAGUACAUCCAGAAAGCCUUGAAAAACGCCCUGCUAAUGGAUGCCGUUGUUGCUUCUCUCCAAACCUCGAAAGCCAUUUAUGCUGCUUCCAAACUCUCAUACUUUGACCAAAUGAAGAAAGAAGUGCCAAUGAUGCUUCCCAUAACAACUGCAGAAACGCUGAAGCACAGAAUUAACCCAUCUUCGGGCGAGACCAUUGUGCAGUCUGUGGACGUGCUGCUGUAUACCCCAGGUCAACUUGAAACAUCAGAAAGAGACGACGCUCCGAAGCUGUGGUGCUCUCUGAGUGAGGGGAAGGUGGUCGUAUUCAAUGCUUCCACGUGGUCUGUCCAGCAGCACUGUGUUCGAGUGGGAAAUGCCAAACUGAAGUGCAUGACCGCAGUAGAACAAAACCAGGUGUGGAUCGGAUCGAGCGACUCCACAAUUUAUAUAAUAAACAGUCACAGCAUGUCCUGUAACAAGCAGCUCACUGACCAUCGCACAGAGCUGGUGGACAUAGCACUGGAUACGUGUGUCAGUGACAGGAGGAUCGCCUACUCUUGCAGUGCAGAUGGUAAAGUUUUUGCCUGGGAUAUAAGUACCCUGAAAAUACAUGAGAAGUUUCAUAUUCAAUGUCAGAGUGUAACAUCGAUGAGAACCCACAACGAUUUGCUCCUGUUCUGCACAAGAGACUGCGUUCUUGUAACAAUGAAAAACGGACAAUUGUUUCAGCAAUUAGAAAUUACAGAAAAUCUCUGUAAGUUCGGCUCCUCCUUCCACUGCAUCCAGAUGUUUUCUGAUAAGGGACAGUUAUGGGCGUCAUGCAAAGGGAGCAACGUCAUUUUUAUUUUUGACAUUAACGACUUUUCCAGACCUUCAUUCAGAAUCCAUCUUCAGGACUGUACAGCCAUCAUGUGCAUGCUGAAAGUUAAACAACAGAUAUGGGUUGGCACUAAAGGAAUAGCUCAGGGUAAAAUUAAAGGGAAGAUUUAUGUUAUCAAUGUGGAAACCCGAAACGUGGCCAAGGAACUGGUUGCACAUGCAGACGUUGUAAAAUCCUUGUGUUCUGCGGAGGACAGAUAUGUUUUAAGUGGAUCUGGUAAAGAAGACGGAAAGGUGGCAAUUUGGAAGGUGGAAUAAAUGGACAGAGAUCUUUAUUUGGAACAUUAUUUGUCCCAUUCUCCGUGCCAUGGGAAACUGUUAUCUGGACCCAACGCUGGUUCAGUCUUGUGUUACAGUCGGAAGAUGUGGAAUUGCAUCCGUGAAAGGAGGUUUUAUUAACAGAUCAGCUCUUGGUAAUCAAAUCAUGGAGAUACUCCAUUUCCUGUCCAAGGAUUAUACAUUACAUAAAUCUCUGCAAAAAGUAUUAUGUAGGACAUCCAUCCAUCAGUGACCUGUUCUGACCAAAGACCAAUACUUGCACAUUUUGACCCAGUCUUGGAUUUAUUUCCGUUUUAAUGUGAUCUUCUUUACCGAGUUAAAAAAAAGAAGCUUAUUAUGAAAUCAGAAAGAAUUCCAUUACAUGUAGGAGGUUUGAUAUCUAGAACUCUGUAUCCGUUUGAGCGUUGUUAACUUCUUUGUUAGAAGACUUGUUGGACUUGGUUAUCUAACCGCAUGGGGCUUUCACAAAUCGGUGUGGAUUUUUAUUCCUAAAUGGAGGUUUGCUGCUAAGAGACACAUACACAAUAAUUACUUUGAGUUUAGAGUUAUACAGUAUAAACUCCAUCUCAGCUCUACCUCCCCGGACC